This is a messenger RNA of Eriocheir sinensis (Chinese mitten crab), 2241 nucleotides long. Its product is annotated as carcinoembryonic antigen-related cell adhesion molecule 20-like. The record is from RefSeq and is a predicted model, not a curated record. Gene Ontology annotation, molecular function: protein binding. Lineage: Eukaryota; Metazoa; Arthropoda; Malacostraca; Decapoda; Varunidae.
ACCCGCCCGUGGCCACGAUGGAGCUUGGUCGCGGCGUGUCCUCGAUCGUGAAGGAGGGCGAGGACAUCUACUUUAACUGUAACGUAGAUUCCAACCCGCCGACCUACAAGAUCUCGUGGUUCAGGAAGAGCCAGGCCAUCCUGCACCACCCCGCGCAAGGCAUCCUGCUCAGCGGCAACAGCCUGGCCCUGCGCGGCAUCACCAGGCACCAGGCGGGGCCCUACACCUGCGCCGCCUCCAACGUCGAGGGGGACGCCCACAGCCCCCCGCUCACCCUCCACGUCAACUACGCCCCGGUGUGCGCGGCGGGCGGGGCGGCGCGGGUGCUGGCGGCGGGGCUGGGGCAGCAGGUGAACGUGACCUGCCAGGUGGAGGCGGCGCCGUCCGCGGUGAGGUUCUCGUGGGUGUUCAACAACUCGCUCACCUCACACCGGCUGCCCGGCGACCAGGUCUUCAUCACGCCAGACGGAGGCAGCGCCGUGCAGCUCGUGGCCCGCACCCACCAGGACUACGGGACGCUGCAGUGCUGGGCCCAGAACAACGUGGGGAAGAUGACCCAGCCCUGCCUCUUCCACGUAGUGCCCGCGGGUCGCCCGGAGCAGCCUGCGCGAUGCCUCGUGGUGAACAAGACCUAUAACUCACUGGUGGUGGAAUGCACGCCUGGGUCUGACGGCGGCCUGAAGCAGGUCUUCAUUGCCAAGGUGUUCGAGGCGGUGACGGGCCGGGGACAGGUGAAUGUGACCUCCGAAUCUCCGAUCUUCACCCUGGAGGGCCUCACACCUGGCCUCGACUACAUCAUCCAGGUGACGGCGUGGAACAAGCUGGGCAGCUCCGAUCCCGUGAAGCUGGAGGCGCUCACCUACAAGAUGGCUGAGAAUAGGAUGAGGGACGAACAGGGCAGUGAAGGCGGUGGCGGCGGCCAUGGCAGCGGGCUGCUGCUGGUGAGCCUGGUGGUGGUGACCGCUGUGGUGACGGUGGCGUCUGCGGCGGGCCUGGUUGGGCGCUGCCUUUGGGCGCGGCGGCACGACAGAGAUCUGAUUACCGGUGGAAACAGGAACAUAAAAGGCUACUUGGCGCCGCCUGAGACGCACAGCAAACGGCUCUCAGGUGAAGACGGAACAGAUGACGACGACGUCCACUUCGAGGUUCCAACGAUCAGCCUUGAGACGCAGCGGGAGCCCGGAACGAUGGUGGCGGUGACGCAGUAGUGCGGGACAAACACUGCGGCCCCAAACAAAAGCGUCGUUGACCACGCUGCCUUGCACGUGACGGGGCGAUGAAACAUGCAGCGGAACGGCCGUGUCGAGAGUUAUCCGAGAGGAGGUGAAUACAUUCUUCUGAGGAGCCGACAAGCAGUCUCUAUCCCCCCAGCCCUUUGCCCGACAAGACGUCGCUCCACACUCCCACCCCUCCUCCACCCUAGGCUUUCCUUCCUUCCCCCCUCCCAUACACCUCUCUCCCUCCCUGACUUCCUUUUGUCUCGUUGCUGAGGAACCGACAAACAGUUUCUUCCCCUUCCCCUUUCCUCCCACAAUCCCGUCCCCCUCCCUCCCUCUCAUCCUCUCCCCGCCUCCCUUCGUCCCCUCUCCGCCUCCUUGCCCUGAAUUAUGAUCCUCGUUACUCCCAACACCACAAACCCGACUCGGUGUUGAAAAUGUAAUGUGAAAAUUGUUCAUAUACGUAUUUGCCCUCCCGCCUUCCCUCCUGCCGCCUCCAUAUAUUCCUUCCUCCUUCCCUCCUCCUCCUCCUCCAAAGAUUGCUCCCUCCCCAUAGGAGGGAGCACGGGCCUUUGCCAAAGGCGGCCCGUAGCAGGGUGCCGACAGACCGACUCUAUCGGCGAUCGAAAUCUAGCCGACCAAGUCGGUCUAUCGAUGAGGACUGGCGUGUCUCUGACCACCUCCUCCCCUUUACCGCCUCCUUAUACUCGUAUAUCCCUCUCAUCCCCUACCCUUCUCGCCUGCAUCCCUCCCGCCUUCCUACCCGUCCCUUCCUCCCACCUCCUUAUCACCCUCUCAUUCCUUGCCCUGCUAGCCUGCAUCCCAUCCUGCCAGCCCAAGCGUCCCUCCCUCCUCUUCGAUCGUUUCAGUCGUUAGUGUCCGUCAUAAUGUAAAUAUCGGGUAUUCAUUAGUUGAGUCACGUGUUAUGUAUAUGUAGCUGUGAUAAAAGUAUUUGUAUGUAACACAAAUGGCGUCUAUUUUUACAGUCGACAUGGUACAGUGUUUCGUGUCCAUGUAUGAGGUG